UGCCCCUCCGAGCGCUUAACUGAGGCCGGGCUCUUCCAACCAACCAUCAUUCUGACAUUUAACUCCGGAAACACAAAUGUAAGCAGCGCUGCGUUACAUCCUAAAGUGAGACUAAACGGCGAGGCGUUUAAUCAGCUGUCGGACAGCGGUUGGAUCUGGCCACAAUGUCACGGGUGUUGAAGAAGAGGCAAGCGGACCCCAAAGUGGUUCAGUAUGUCUGGUCAGCCAUCGAAGUCAUUCGCAAUCAGAAACAGAUCGCAAAUAUGGACAGAAUCUCUAAAUAUUUAAGUCGUGUGUAUGGAAUGCACCCUAAAGACACAGCCAGGCAGUUGGUCUUAGCAGUGAAAGACGGGCUGGUGGUUGAGACGCUCACAGUGGGCUGCAAGGGCUCUAAGGCCGGGAUCGAGCAGGAGGGAUACUGGCUACCAGGAGACGAGAUGGACCAGAUGUCAGAGGGAAGCAAGGUAUGUUCACAUCCAGAUGCUGACUGGGAGGCAGAAAGUCAUGACUGGUACUGCUUUGAGUGCCAUCUGCCCGGAGACGUGAUGGAGUGUGACGGCUGUUUCCGUGUCUACCACCUUCGGUGCGUGUCUGAAGACCACCGGCCACGGGACACCACCUCCCACUGGCAGUGCGGUAUCUGCAGGGGCAGUAAAAGGAAGAAUUUGAACAAACAGGAAAUGACAACAUGCCUGAAGUUCAUUCUUGGCCGCAUGAAGGAAAGGGCUGUUGACCUGCAGAAGAGAGGCAAAGAGUCUAAGCAACCCGUGUACAAAAGACUCAUCCACACACCUCUGGAUGUGGAUAACAUACAGGAGAACAUCUCAGAGGGGAAAUAUAAGAGUUUUGAGGAGUUCAGGGCUGAUGCUCAGCUUAUAGUUCACAACACGGCCAUUCUGCAUGGAGUGAACAGCGAUCAGACCGAAAUUGCCAGACUUCUCUAUAACGACACAUGCCAUGAGCUGAAUGAGUUACUGUUGUGCAGAAACUGCUUCUAUCUUUCAAACGCACGACCCGACAACUGGUUCUGUUAUCCAUGUAGUCCGAAUCAUGAGCUGGUGUGGGCCAGGAUGAAGGGGUUUGGUUACUGGCCUGCCAAGGUGAUGCAGAGGGAGGGAAACCAGGUGGAUGUUCGGUUUUUUGGUCACCAGCACCAAAGGGCAUGGAUUCCCUCUGACAACAUCCAGGAGAUCUCUGUGAGUGUGCAGCAGCUGCAGGUGAAGCGGAGCGCCGGGUGGAAGAAGGCAUGUGAUGAGCUGGAGCUCCACCAGCGAUACCUGAGAGAAGGACGCACCUGGAAGGGCAAGCUGGAAGAGAAGCAUGACCGGUCGGAGAAGCAUGAUAGACAGGAAGACAGACAGGAGGAGGCGGAGUCUAGCAUCUCCUCUACAUCCAAUGAGCAGUCUAAAGUCAACCAAGAGCCUAAAGCAAAAAAGAGCCGCCGUUCUCAAGUCGCUGAGCCCAAAGAAGAGGAACCUGAGCCUGAGAUGGAGGCUGUCAGCUCCAGUCAAGAGAUCCCGACAGCUUUACCCCAUCAGCCAGAACGUAUGUCCGUCUCCACCCAGACCAAGAAAUCUGCCUCAUCUUCCUCCUCUUCUUCGCCAACCCCCCGCAUGGUACACAGAGGCACGCAGACAGUCAAUGAGGGCAGCUGUCAAAACAUGUGCCAAGACAAAUACACCAAGAUCUUCAGUGACGUUAAAGAAAUGAUGAAGGCUGAGAAUAAACGGGAGACCGAACGUGUUCUCAAAGAGGCUCUGGACAAGUUACGAGGGGAGAUGGAUGAAGAGAAGAGGCAGGCGAUGAGCAAAGCGGUGUCCAGCACACAGGCUGAGAUGGAGAGAAAGUGUAAACAGGUGAAGGAGAAGUGCAAAGAGGAGAUCAUGGAGGAGAUGAAGAAGAUGGUGGCUCAGCAUAAACAACUGAUUUCCCAGACCAAGAAGAAGCAGUGGUGUUAUAACUGCGAAGAAGAGGCGAUGUACCACUGCUGCUGGAACACGUCAUACUGCUCCAUCAAAUGCCAGCAGGAGCAUUGGCACGCCGACCACAAACGCACCUGUCGCCGGAAGAGAUGAGAUGCACCAUCUACGCCAACCCUCUGGAGCCACGUUAUUGGAUAGAUCUAUCUUAAAAUCUCACCACCUUGCCCCUGCCUGAGGAUUCUUUGUUUUACGCCAGCAUUUUAAACCCCAGCUCUCUAGAACACUUUUACUGGGACAUUUUACUGAAUUGCUGUGAAUGCUAACAGGGCAGUGAGUGUUGGGAUGUCAUGGUCCUCCUGGAAAUGGUUUUAUGUUUUGGAAUUUAAGGCAUCACUUUGCAUAUCCUUUUGUUUUUAAAUCUUUUAUUUGCUGUACGUUGGACAACAACUUUGCUUGCAUACAGACUAGCUGAAUGUGAAGUACUAGUACUUUUUUUUUUUUAACCUGUCUUAAUCACGAGCUAUGUAGAUAUUUGACUUUUUAUAAUGCGAGAAUCGUGUCCGCCGCAUACAUUAAGUGAUGUUGGUGUUUUUGAAGUCGACGGUUGGUUUUUAUCAGUGGUUGUGAUGUCAAUAUUUUGGGAACAGGGUUUAAAGAUGGCAGGUCACAUCUGUCUGAAUGAUACAAUCUUCCAUUAAUGAAUAUGCAUAUUUUGUGGUUACACUUUUAAAUAGACCUUUAAAUUUGUAACAAGAAAUCUUAACUUAAUUAUGUGUGAAUUUCGGGUCCAUUUAUGUAGAUUAAGCGUACUAAAUCUUUGCCAACUGGGAUCCUUAGUGAGGUUUAUACAUGUCUAAAUCCAGUUUUAGUAUGGGCAUAUUUGCUUGUACGAACCGUUACCAUGUCCUCCCAGACAAAAAGAACAUUAUCUGUUGAUUCCAGAUCAAUAAGAUCCCAUUCAAUUGCAAGUUUUAAGCAAGAACAAAGACUGUAGAGAGAUCAGAGUAAAUGAAACAAUCAGAAAUUGCUAAGGGGUUACCCAGGGUUUUAUAAUUGAGAAUUGCCAUUCUCCUGCACUUUGUGACCUGAGGGAGAUGUUGAAGUGAUCGUUCACCCUUAAAGGAACAUUCUGUCAUUAUUUACUAACCCUUGUGUUGUUCUGACUUUUUCUUCCGUGGAACACUAACUACUAUUAGUACUGUGUUACCAAAAUCAUAUUGGUUUGGAAUUAUAUGAUGUUGAAUAAAUGAUGCCAGAAUAUUCUUUAUGGGUAAACUAUCCCUUUAAAUUGUUAAAAUACUUACUGCAAUAACCAAGUUUUGGUACAAAUGACAUAAGAUCUAUCUAUAGAGAGUUUUUGAGGAGGUUAUUUGUCUAUUUAGAACAGGAGAAACAAUCAGCUGAAGGAUAUAGGUGACAUGCAAACAUGUGUUUUAUUCAGACCCCUGGAUGUACACCGAUCAGCCACAACAUUAAAGCCACCUGCCUAAUAUUGUGUAGGUCCCCCUUGUGCCGCCAAAACAGUGCCAAUCCGCAUCUCAGAAUAGUAUUCCGAGAUGAUAUUCUUCUCACAGACUUUAUCUGUUCAAACCAGUCUGGUCAUUCUCUGCUGACCUCUCAAGGCAUUUCUGUACACAGAACUGCCACUCACUGGAUGUUUUUGGCACCAUUCUGAGUAAAUACUAGAGACUGUUGUGUGUGAAAAUCCCAGGAGAUCAACAGUUACAGAAAUACUCAAACCAGCCCAUCUGUCACCAACAAUCAUGUCAUGGUCCAAAUCACUGAGACCACAUUUAUUUUCCCCAUUCUGAUGGCUGAUGUGAACUUUAACUGAAGCUCCUUACCUGUAUCUGCAUGAUUUUAUACACUGCACUUCUGCCACACGAUUGAAUGAUUAGAUAAUCACAUGGAUGGAUUUGUUGGUGCCAGACGGGCUGGUUUGAGUAUUUCUGUAACUGGUGAUCUUCUGAGAUUUACUCAAUGGUGCCAAAAACAUCCAGUGAGCGGCAGUUCUGUGGACCGAAACACCUUGAUGAGAGCGGUCAACAGAGAAUGGCCAGACUUCUUCAAACUACAUGUCUAUGGUAACUCAGAUAACAACUCAAUUGUGGUGAGAAGGAUAUCAACCUGCGGGUUGGUGCUGUUUUGGUGGCGCGAGGGGGACUUUCACAAUAUUAGGCAGGUGGUUUUAAUGUUGUGGUUGAUCGGUGAAUGUGUACCUAUAUUCUAUUUCUAAAGUUCUAGAUGUGUUUUAAAUUAUGGUUUUUGUUUUGCCCCCUCUCUAUCUCUUCCCCUUCCCAACCAACUGUUGCACUACAUGUAAAUAACGGUUUGCCGCUAACCAUGACUGAUGAUGUUUGCACGUUGGCAUAUGUACAUUUCAUGAAUGCAUUAACUAUGUAUUUGAUAGUUAAUGCAUGCAUUUGAUAGUUAAAAAAUAUUUGUGAUAUAACUGUAAUAUGUUCCAUUCCAGUAUGCAUGAAACCAGGUUGUGUGUUCCUUAUUUUCGGCUCUCGUUAAUCUCCAUUCUUGCGUGUCAUCGGUGAUGCAGUACGUCUACUUUUGAUUUUCUUGGGUAAUUCGACACCACUUUGUAAGUUAACCCUUUUUUAAAAUGUAUUUUUUAACUUCUAUUUAUGCAGACACAGUAAUGACUACUGAGAAUUUCCGGCACCCGGCGAGAAGCCUGCUAUACGAACACCUGUCUUUCAUGUGCAUACAAAUUAAUGUGGUGUAAACGUUUCCUCUCUCUGACAUCACUGAUGUCCCUCUUGCAUUACAUUAUGUAACAGUACUAUGUAUAAAUAAACAUAUCCACCGGUGG
Messenger RNA from Xyrauchen texanus (razorback sucker), 4746 nucleotides. RefSeq names its product zinc finger MYND domain-containing protein 11-like. The coding region runs from base 165 to 2075 and encodes 636 amino acids. Gene Ontology annotation, biological process: regulation of transcription elongation by RNA polymerase II. Gene Ontology annotation, molecular function: transcription corepressor activity; DNA binding; protein binding. The transcript has 16 exons. Lineage: Eukaryota; Metazoa; Chordata; Actinopteri; Cypriniformes; Catostomidae. The record is from RefSeq and is a predicted model, not a curated record.